AUUGUUAGGCCGUCGGGUGUCGACCACAAGAGCCACUUUUCCCUCACUCUCUACCCACCUAUCAGCGCUUCUCCUCUUGGUUGGAGGUAGAUAACCCAUUGGUUUUACCCUCGAAUCCCUGCCUCCUUAGCCUUCUCGCACAAAGUACGCUUCAGGGUUGGCGCUUGCCAAGCACCCUUCCUUGAAGCUGCAGCAGCGCGCUGUGCUGUCCCCUCAGUCCCCGUUCGCUCCGCCUCGUGCUCUCUCCGCUUGACGCUCGGAGAGCUCCUUGCCUGUCCUUACCUCUGCUGAAAUGCUAGAGCACGUUGUCCAGUAUGACAGAAACAAAGAUGCAGUUGGAAGACUGGCUGGAUGAUUUAUGUGUUCGCUUUAUCAUUAACUUACCCCGAGAAGAGCUCGAAUCUGUUGAACGCAUCUGUUUUCAGGUUGAAGAAGCACAAUGGUUCUACGAAGACUUCAUUCGGCCGUUGGAUCCGGCUCUCCCGUCCUUGUCCCUGAAAGCCUUCGCUUUGCGCAUCUUUCAGCAUUGCCCAUUGAUGUCCCAAUGGUCGCAUUAUCAUCAUAUCACCGCAUUCUCCGAAUUCCUGGCCUACAAAACCCGGGUUCCGGUGCGCGGUGCCAUCAUGCUUAACGAUGACAUGGAUGAGGUGGUCUUGGUCAAGGGUUGGAAGAAAGGCGCCAACUGGAGUUUUCCACGAGGCAAAAUUAAUAAAGAUGAGAAAGACAUCGACUGCGCCAUUCGAGAAGUCUACGAGGAAACUGGUUUUGACGUUCGGGAAGCCGGAUUGGUCCAAGAUGAGAAAGAUGUCAAGUUCAUCGAAAUCACCAUGAGAGAGCAGCACAUGAGGCUGUACGUUUUCCGUGGCGUGCCACAGGAUGCUCAUUUUGAGCCGCGUACCCGCAAGGAGAUUAGCAAGAUUGAGUGGUACAAGCUGUCGGAGUUGCCGACACUGAAGAAGAGCAAGCAGCAAGAUCAAGGCUUCGCCGUCGCCAAUGCGAACAAGUUCUAUAUGGUAGCUCCGUUUAUGCAUCCACUCAAGAAGUGGAUUGCCCAACAAAAGAGGCUUGAAGGAAAGACUCCAGGUGGUUCGAAGCUGCCUAUGCAGAACGACAUGUCGAUCGACGAAGCUUCCCAUGCCGUGCACAGCUUCACACCGAACCAGGUGGCUGCGGAAAUGGCUACUCCCAGUGACUUGCCAGAACUUGCGUCGACUCAGGACGCCUCUGCUCACCUUAAGCGCCUUCUCAACAUUAACAAUCUGGUUUCUUCUGGAAAUACAUCGCCGGUCAUCCAUGCACCAGUCUCAGGGCCGAGUGCCUCUAAAUCUAAUGCUCUUUUAGAGCUGCUGCGGACCGGCUCGUCUCGUGAAUCCCUUCCACAAGCCCAUAUUCCAGAGCAGCAAUCGAUGCCGGCCCCUCUCCCAGGGAGUGUGCCUCCUGUGAGUCGUCCUUAUCCCGCGAUGGGCUUCUUCCCGGGCUUUCCCCAGCAAGGCCCUCAUGUCGGCGUACCCCCCAGCUUGCCGUCAUACCCACAGCCCAAUCACGGUCCUGUACCACAUCUACCAGCAUCCAUUGCCAACACAAUGCCUCAUGGCCAGUUGAAUCAAAGACCGCUCUCUGCUGCUCCUCCAGGGCCAUCGGGUAGUUUUCACGGAACUUUCCCCCCUCAGCAGUCGCUUGCAUCACACUUCCACAAGGACACAGGUUCGCUGGCAGAACUCGCUCCCGCUCCGCAGAGUCAAGCCGCCCCUGCCCCCUACCAUCGAACCGGUGAUCCUCAAUUCUCUCAAUCAGGUCAUCCUUCCCAAGCUCAAGGUGCGACCGUGCCACCGGCGAGAAACUUGCCUCCGCCCAAACUUACGAGCCAUUCCCUGGCUCUGUUGAAUGUUUUCAAGGAUGACUCGACCAAAACACCCAAGACGCCCAAGGCGAACUUGGUGUCCCAUACUGGACCGGCGCAAGCCAGUGAACGAAGACCAUCACAACAUCAGGAUCAUCUCCUUAAUCUGCUGAGAGGGUCUCCUGCUCCUGCAGUCUCUGGGCCGGCCGAAUUAUCGGGUCAAUCAGUGUCCCCGGCCAGAAAACAAGUCCUUCAACGACCCCGGGGGGACCAUAGCCCUGCGCGGCGCAGUUCGCCCGCGGCUAAUCCAUGGACUUCUUCGCCAGCCUCUGGACCGACCAUGCAUACUUUACAACCCGGAGCUCAGAAGCCAUCAAGAAAAGCACAGAAUGGGCCGAAUCGCAAAGGACUCAGAAAUGAGCAGGCAUCAGCUGUUACGGCCCCUAUAACAAUCUUGGCAAGACCGCAAGCCGCCAAGGAACAGCCUCCUGCACGCGCUUCUCCGCAAACCUCCCGUCCUCCCUCCCAGCCCAGGGGUCCGAAACCCAGUUCUCCGGAGCCACCUAAACCUUUCCAGCCGCAGAUUCUACGUCGCUCUGAUAAUCCAAAUGUGAUGGAUCUUCUCCCGAUUCGGACUGCACUCGAUGAGAGUCAAGAUCAACAGGCCGCCGCACGCUCCAUGGAUUCCCCUCGGCAUUCGCAACCUCAACCCAGCUUCGACCGCAGACCGAGUCAAACUGUCGCGCAGAAGGAGAUGCUCCUAUCACUCUUUGGCAAAACCUCUGUCUCCCCAAACAUUUCCCCUGCGGAACUGGGCGCUUCUGUUCCGAAACCGUCGCAGCCUUCUUCUGUUGUUAGUCCACUGUCGCCGGUCAACUUGCCCGCUAUUCCUAACGUUGGACAGACGCCUCAUGAAAUGGAGGAUAGUCAGGUAUCUAAUGCCAAUAAGGUCUCUUCGCCUGUCAAUAAGGCUUUCUUGCUUGGGUUUCUGGAAGGAGUUGCUAAAGGACACAAGUAACUCGGUCAUUUUUGCUUGAUAGGGCCCAUUAGCUAUACAUAUGCGUCUCUAAUGAAGUUAGCGGUUUAUUGCUUCAUGAUCUUGAAUUACAUUUGAUAUUGUC
Molecule: messenger RNA, 2961 nt
Organism: Aspergillus eucalypticola CBS 122712
Lineage: Eukaryota; Fungi; Ascomycota; Eurotiomycetes; Eurotiales; Aspergillaceae
Product: decapping enzyme complex catalytic subunit DCP2
Exons: 2
Coding region: 315-2858 (847 amino acids)
Biological process (GO): deadenylation-dependent decapping of nuclear-transcribed mRNA; nuclear-transcribed mRNA catabolic process, nonsense-mediated decay
Cellular component (GO): cytoplasm; P-body
Molecular function (GO): RNA binding; 5'-(N(7)-methylguanosine 5'-triphospho)-[mRNA] hydrolase activity; manganese ion binding
Source: RefSeq, a predicted model, not a curated record